Molecule: messenger RNA, 360 nt
Organism: Penicillium riverlandense
Lineage: Eukaryota; Fungi; Ascomycota; Eurotiomycetes; Eurotiales; Aspergillaceae
Product: DUF3759 domain-containing protein
Exons: 2
Coding region: 1-360 (119 amino acids)
Source: RefSeq, a predicted model, not a curated record
AUGCUUCACCGUCAGGUGUACGGAGGAGAGCAGCACGAGAGUCACUUCUCGCACGAGCUCAUCGCCGGCGCCGCCUCGUUCGAAGGCAUGAAGCUCUGGGAGGACCACCAGCGCAAGGAGGGCAAGCCCGUCAGCCACUCCUUCGCCAAGGAGGCCAUCGCCGGCCUGGUCGGUGCCGAGGUCGACAAGCUGGCCGAGACCAAGGGCAUGGAUGAGGUUGACCGCCUCAAGGCCCGCGAGCACGCCAAGCGCAACGCUGAGCACAUGUACGAUGAGCACUACGUCCAGGGCCACGGUGCGGACCAGUACGACCCUCAGCGCUACGGCCGCCAUGAGCGCCAGGAGCGCCGCGGCUGGUAA